AUGAAUACUAAUUGGAUGACACAUAUUGAAAAUUUAAUUGAAAAAAAAAGAUGUUGCAAAAAAAAUGAAACUGAAUUAAUGAAAAAAAAAAAAAAACUCAAUGAAGUAAAUGAUGACACUAUUAAUAAUUAUUAUGAAAAUAAUUAUGGUUUAAAUAAAUAUAAUAUAAAUAAGAAAAUUUUAGAAAAUUAUCGAAGAGAAAACAUAAAUGAAUUAUAUAAAUGGCAAGAAGAAUGUUUAAAUAACUUAAAAAAAGUACGUUGGAAAGAGGGAGAAAAUUUCAUAUAUGUUGCACCAACUUCAGGAGGGAAAACAUUAGUAGCUGAAAUUUUUGUUUUUGAAGAACUUCAAAAAACAGAAUGUAUAUUCUUUUUAUUACCUUUAAAUUCUUUAAUAAAUGAAAAAAUAGAUUAUUUUAAAAAAAUAUGUAAAGAUGCUAAUAUAAAAAUAGGUAGUGAAAUUGAUGAAAACAAUAUAAUCAUAUGCACAUAUGAAAAGAUGAAUAAUUAUAUAAAUAAAAAGAAAAUAAAUAAUAAUCAUAAUUAUAUUGUAAUAAUUGAUGAAUUUCAUUUAAUAAAUGAAAAACCAAGGGGAAUUUAUAUUGAAAAUAUUAUUUCAAAAUUUUUAUUUAUAAAUAAAAAGCUAGCUAACAUAAAAAUUAUAUGUAUGAGUGGAACACUGAAUAAUAUACCUAUUCUAAAAAGAUGGAUAAAUGCAAAAGUAUAUAUUUCAUCAUAUAGACCUCAAGAAAUAAAAGAAUACUAUAUAUGUAAUUACAAUAUUUUUAAAAAAGAAAAAGAAAAUUUUUCAUAUUAUUGUAAUAUUUAUGAUUUUUCGAACUUACAUAAUGAUCAUAAUAGCAAAAGUAAUUGCAUUGAUAAACUUAAUAAAAGUAAAAUUUCAUCCUUUUUAAUAAACAAAAACAAAAUUUUAAAUAAUAGUUUAAUUCAUUCAUUGUUAUGUUUUUCUAUUCAUAGUUUGAUUAAUAAUUUAAACACAUUAAUAUUUUGUUCUACAAAAAAAAAUUGUGAAUUUUACAUUAAUGUAUUAAAUCAAUUUUUAAAUUUUAAUCCUUAUCAAGUUACUGAAGAUAUUCAUAUAAAAAGAAGUAAAUUGAAUGAUACAAUAUCUCAUAUUGAUAAAUAUGCAUAUAAUAAAAUGAAUAAAUUAAUAAGUAAUGGAAUAUGUUACUAUCAUAGUGAUAUUAACACAUAUAUUAAAAAGUUACUAGAAACAUCUUUUAAAGAAAAAACAUUAUUUUUGUUAACAUGCACAUCUACUUUAUCAGUUGGAUUAAAUUUACAAGUUGAUAGGGUUAUCAUAUCUUCCCCUUUUAUUGCUGAUAAUUUUUUAUCAAUUACCCAAUAUAAACAAAUGAUUGGUCGAGCUGCUCGGUUGAAAAAAGGAGAUUCAAUUAUAAUAAUUGAAAAAGUACAUGAAAAAAAACUGUUAGAACUUUUUAAACAAGAUUUUACUAAUAUUAAAAGUAUUAUGAAUAAUUCUUUAGAAUAUCUUGAAAAAUACAUUAUUGAACUUAUAUGUUUAUAUGAUAAAACAUUAUCUUUCAGUGAUAUUAUUCAUUUGUUAUCAUUUUCAUUAUACUAUAAUGAAAUUAUAAAUAGCAUUACAGAAGAAAAAGAAAAGGAUUUCUUAAUUUCUACCUUAACAGAAGAAAAAAAUGGAGAUGAAAAUUAUAGAGAGUCAUUCGAGUUAAAUAUAGAAGAUUUUACACAAGAAGAAAUAUUUUUUUAUAAAAAAAAAAAAGAUGAAAUUCAUCAUGUAAUAAAUAACUUAUUAAAACAUAAAUGUAUAGAAAUAAAAAAUAAAAAAUUUCAAAUAACUAAUUUUUGUAGAUCCCUAUGCAUAUGUAAUUUCACAUUAUCUUAUGGUAUAGAAUUACUAAACGAAAUAAAAAAUUAUGAUAGAAUAUAUUUAUAUAAUAAUUUUCAUUUAUGUUAUUUAUGUUCUUCUUAUAAUUUAAGCAUUACAUCAUUUAAUUAUAAUUUGCCAUUUUUAAAAAAUUUGAUAUCAAUGAUUUCUGAUAAUUAUACAAGAAAUAUAAUCUUUCAAAUAUUAAAAUUUGAUAGCGAUAUAAUAAAUAUGUUAAACAUAAAAAAUCAAAAUAUUUAUAAUAAAAAAAGAUUAUUUUUUAAUGAUAAUGUGCUUCAAGGAAAAUAUUGUAAACUGUAUAUAUCUAUUUUAUUAUUUAUGUAUUUAGAAAAAAAUAAUUUUUCUUAUAUAUGUGAAACUUUUAAAAUAACAGAAGAUGUUUUGCAAUCUAUUUUACAACAUACUUAUAUGUAUAUUCAUUUAUUAAUUGCAUUUUUUGAUAAAAUAGAUGAAUGGAUAAUAGCAAGUUUACUAAAAAAAUUUCUUCAUUAUUUUAAAAAUUGCAAAUCAUUAUCAACUUAUCAUUAUGAUAUUUCUCAAGUAAAUAAUUUAAAGUACAAUAAUUAUUUUCAAAAAAAAAUAAAAUAA
Plasmodium gallinaceum is the source of this 2478-nucleotide messenger RNA. RefSeq names its product DNA-directed DNA polymerase, putative. Gene Ontology annotation, molecular function: nucleic acid binding; ATP binding. The transcript has a single exon. Bases 1 to 2478 code for a protein of 825 amino acids. NCBI's taxonomy places the organism in Eukaryota, Apicomplexa, Aconoidasida, Haemosporida, Plasmodiidae. The record is from RefSeq and is a predicted model, not a curated record.